Messenger RNA from Vigna radiata var. radiata (mung bean), 2791 nucleotides. Its product is annotated as RING-H2 finger protein ATL54-like. Gene Ontology annotation, biological process: protein ubiquitination. The record is from RefSeq and is a predicted model, not a curated record. Lineage: Eukaryota; Viridiplantae; Streptophyta; Magnoliopsida; Fabales; Fabaceae. The transcript is spliced from 4 exons. Bases 33 to 1208 code for a protein of 391 amino acids.
UUCUUUCUUUCCGAUCCAGCCCCUUCUAUGAAAUGGGUCUGCGUCAUCUCUCAAACUCGAUGACGCCAUUGCCAGAACUCUGUGCCUCACUUUGUCAUGUGAGGAAGUCCGAGCCUUGUUCAUUAGAUUGCAAAGUUUGCCUCAGGAUCUGCUUCACCAAUCCCCAAUACCCUAUUUAUGAUUCUCCUCCACCGCCGCCGCCGCCACCACUUCCCCUUUUCAAUCCAGAUAACGAUGGCGCAGAUGAUACAAACAGCCACAAAAUAGCCACCUAUUUGUUCCUUGCUCUUGCUAUUCUAACCGUUGCUUUCUUUGUCGUUUGUUGUCGCACCAUCUAUACCAGGUUCAGCUCGAGGAGGAGAGAAUCAUCAAGGCACCAGCCGGAGAACACCGCCGAUGAUGAUUUUGUCGAUGAAGAGCAUGGACCUGUGGUGGAUCACCCCAUAUGGUAUAUCCGAACCCUUGGGCUUCAGCAAUCGAUUAUCAAUGCCAUCACAGUUUGUAGGUAUAAGAAAGGUGAGGGCUUGAUUGAAGGAACCGAAUGUGCGGUUUGCUUGAGUGAGUUUGAAGAGGAUGAAAAUCUCAGACUUUUGCCUAAAUGCUAUCAUGCUUUUCAUUUACCUUGUAUUGAUACCUGGCUUAGGUCUCAUACCAACUGUCCCAUAUGCCGGGCUCCCAUUGUUUCUGACCUUGCAACUGCUAGGUCGGAGUCUAGUUUUGUUGAUUCAAAUUCCUUUGGACAUACCCAUGUGGAAAUUUUGGAAAAUAGUGCUCCUGAUUCUGAAUUAGGAAAUAGGGCAGAGGAAGAGGGCCAAGUGGAGGCUGAGGAUGGAUUUAGGGUUUGUGAAACUGAAACCCCAGUUGAAGAGGUGCCAGGCAUUCUUCCUAGAAGAUCUGUUUCUCUGGAUUCCUUUUCUGUUGCAAAUAUCAAUCGUGCUCUUGCAACAGUGGGAUCUAAUGCUAACUCAAAAAGAAUGCUGGGAAGCGUGGAUGAUGAUGCUGCUGCUUCUUCUUCUUCUUCAAAGGUGGUUUCUGGAAGCGAUUUGGCAAGCACUUCCAAAGGCAGCUCCUCUUUCAGGUUAACUAGGUAUCUGCAGGGUGCUCCUGGUUCUUCAAUGAAAAGGUCACAGUCCUAUAAUGGAAAGUACCUUCUGUCCUGGUACGGUCGCAAUCAGAAGAAGCCAAAUGCUCCUCUGAGAAACUUUUAGUAACAUUAGAACUGCUACCUUUUGAUAACUUCCCAACAACAAUGUACAUGUAACUCUCUAUAAGUGCUAGAAUCUUCAAUAUAUAUCCAAGGAAAGGAGGUAUUCUUCCAGGAUCCGAUGCAGAUAUUAUCAUCCUCAAUCCAAAUUCAAGCUUUGAGAUAACUGCCAAGUUCCACCAUUCCAGACUGAACACAAAUGUCUUUGAGGGAAGGAGAGGAAAGGGGAAAAUUGAAGUGACUAUUGCAGGAGGAAGAGUUGUCUGGGAAUGAACUGAAGGUUGCUCCUGGAACUGGGAGAUAUAUAAAAAUGUCUGUUUGAUGGAAUUGACAAAAGGGAUGAUGCUUAUCUAAAGUCCCUUCAAGCUCCUGUGAAGCGAGCCAAAUCCAGCUCUUAAAGCUCAGCCCAUAGUCAAAAGGGGCCAAAAUCUAAGAAUGGGCUGAAGAUUAAAAAUGGUUUGUUUCAUCGUACAUCUCCAAGCUCUUCAUCCUCCACCUCCAAAUUUUACUAAAAUAACUGUUUAGCCCCUAAUUAAAAUGUGGUUUAACUUUUCUCUCUGCACAGCACCAUUAUUUGGUCUCAUUUCUCUCCAAGAGCACCACCACUGUCCUUUCUCUCCCACAACAAUCACGAACUCACAGAAGCUCUUUCUUCUCACAAAGUACCAUGCACAUAGGUUCAGUUUCUCUUUUUCGCAACAGCUUCAUCUUCUUCAUUUUUGCAUUUCAGAUUGUGCUUUUUUUGGUCUGCACUGGAAUGGACUGGCCGUGGUUGAAGAUUGCUGAAAUAAUGAAAAAUUGGGCCGCUGCACAUGGAAUUGGGCUUAAGUGAAACGCAACGUUUUGGACCAUUUUUCAAUUAUUAGAACGCUGUCGUUUUGCCCUGAGUAAGCUGUUGCCUUUGGGGUUAAGGCUCGAGUACUUUCAUUUGAGCAAAAGAGCUCGACCAGGUUUGAGUUUUCCCAAUUCUUCACGAGCUAGGUUCCAAUAAAGAGAAGAACAACGAACCAGAAGCGGGUUCCAUGGUUGAUUUCAGAAGCUGAUCAGAGGUCCACGGCCUAAAGGAAGCCAGCCCAAGAAGCUAAUCGGCUUGAUCGUGAUCUGAGUUGGUUGGAAGCACGUGCUGGUCGACGGUUGAAGAAGCGAAUAAGCUGAUUCAAAGUUCGUUGGAGGACACUCGAGAAUCAGUUUAGUCUUUUCCCCUUUCCCUCUUUUCUUUUCUUUUCUGUUUUACGAUUACCCUAUAAAAAGGGAGGUUUUGUAACUUUUAAAGUACAGGUGGUGGGUGACAUACACCACUAUAUACUCUAGACUCUCGAUUCCAUGCUUAGUUUAGGUUUAAAGCUUUCUUAGAAUAGGUGUUCUUUGCUUCGCUGGGGUUCUUGGAUAAUUCCAUUGGGUGACAGGGCAUUGGAGUAUUCGUGGGCUCUAGUAUUUUGUAAUUUCGAAUUUAGUUUUCAGUAAAGUACUGUUAAGUUCAAGUUUCGAUUUUCUUUACAUUUAAAUUUGUUCGGUUAAUUUCUGCACUUGAUUUUACUUUCCUUGCUUUACCAUUCAAUGAUUUUACAUUCCAGUUUUAUAUUUUGA